CAGUGUGAGAAUGUAAACAUGGCGGCUAUGGGACAGAGGAAACCACAAGGAGUAGUGUUUGGUGUUUCUCUGAGUGUGGAUCCUGUUUAUCAGUAGUUGUUGUAUUUAUUCGUUUGGAUAAAUUAAAUAUUGCUUCAUUAUGUCUGGAAAACGGAACCUUCCAGCCUGGAUGCUCACAUCUGAUACAAUAGGCAGAGAAAAACAGAUUCUCAGAGAAGGUGUAAAAAGGAAACUGGAAAUAAACACCAACAAAUGUGGACGCAAAAAGUGCACCAAAAGAAUGAUGUACUGGAUGAAUGAACAGGAGCUUGUGGAAGCAGCACUCAGUGUUUUAAAGAGAGAUCAUACACAGAUGGCUGCAGCAGAGAGACGUAUUCCGCUGAACCCUGAAUUGACCGUGAUUCCAGAGACUGAUCCUGAAGAGACGACAGACUCCGAAAUUUCGGAGGCCGAUGUGGAUAUUGCCGAGCAAGAAACAUUGCAAUACAGCAAGUGUUUAGAGGAGCGACGGUGCAGCAGUGGUGAGCAGUGUGCAGCUUCGUCAGUGGUUUUAGAGAACGAGUCUGCAGAGGAGAAGUCAUGGAGCGAUUCUGAUCAUGAAGCGCUGCAGGUGCUGCAAGAGAUCUUUUUCAGCUGAUGCAGAAACAUGAGUGCUGAGCUGAGAAACAUUCAAGGACAACUCCAGACUAAUGACCUGCGGGCGGUAAAAUUCUCAUGUGUCCGCGGGGUGCGGGGGAAUAAAAUCAUUCGUGGGACUUCCACAAAAUGGUCUUAAAAAUGUAAAUAAAUUACUAAAAACAAAUAAACGGUUAUGUAUCUACUGCACAGUGGCAUCAAUAGCAACUAAGAAAGAAAAAAAAAAGAAGACAGGAGACUCACUCAGUGCUACAUAUUUUACUUCAUUAUUAUUAUUAUUAUUAUAUUAUUAUUUCUUCAUUAAGGAACAUACAACACAACAAAACCAUGGGCUGCUUUUAUAAGAGAUAAAUCAGUUGAUGUUCUGAAAGGUUCCUUGUUCAUGCCUUUUUCAUCAUAUACACAAAAAGUCAAACUUGAAUAAAACGAAACAUAUUUGUAAA
This is a messenger RNA of Silurus meridionalis, 1079 nucleotides long. RefSeq lists its product as uncharacterized. The transcript is spliced from 3 exons. The record is from RefSeq and is a predicted model, not a curated record. Gene Ontology annotation, biological process: negative regulation of double-strand break repair via nonhomologous end joining. NCBI's taxonomy places the organism in Eukaryota, Metazoa, Chordata, Actinopteri, Siluriformes, Siluridae. Bases 140 to 637 code for a protein of 165 amino acids.